This is a messenger RNA of Amoebophrya sp. A25, 1382 nucleotides long. Lineage: Eukaryota; Dinophyceae; Syndiniales; Amoebophryaceae. The record is from the annotation of a GenBank genome assembly.
CAAGACCCUAGACGUGGAUAGAGACAGUAAAAUAUUAAGGCUUACUCUAAUCCAUCUUUAGAGGCCUCCCGGGGACGAUUUUCAAGAGAAACAGGCGUCUAGGAUGCACCUUGAGAUGGAUUAGGGUGAGCAGCUCUAAAUAUAGUCAAUUUCAGUGUCGGCGCGACUAGAACAAUGAUACUCAGUAAGAAGAAGACGGCCCCCUCAGCAUGUACUAACAUUUCUGAACAACAUAAGGAACCUUCAAAUAGACCAACUGUAGCGCCGGAUAACAAGGAGAUUGCGAAACAAGUACUAGCAACCUCUUCAAAAACUACAAGUAGGGAUAUUAACGAAGAGAUACCGAAGAUAUCGAAAGGAGAGGAAGAAUGCACCGAAGAGAAAGACCAAUCACUUGCAGUUCCAGCACCUCUGGUCACAACAAGAGCAACCAGUAGUUCUCCAGCUACAGAAAAACUUCGUUUUGAUUUGAGAAACAAUAGUUUGUUUGUUCUAGGUCUAGACGCAAAUGCAGACUAUACGCAUAGCAUUCGAAGAGACAAGCGCUUAGACAGGGACAAGCGCGAAGACGAGUUGGCCUUCGGUGGAGAAAGAAUCAGUCUCACGUUUCGACUGGUAAAAACCUUUCUCAGGAGACCUGUUAAUACGGUCAACGGUGCUUCUAAGCCUCUUCUAGUUGGCCAGGGGGCUCCUCGGACUUUCCGCAAUCUCCGUCUAUGCGACCACGAUCGAGUAGGAGACCGAUACGGCACACUGUUUCAUGAGGGUAUUGCGGAAAAAGUAGCAGACCUUGAGAAUGUUGCAGAAAGUGUAGUUGCAGAUGAAACGCGUAUGGUACAUGCCUUUUCAUUAGAAAAUCGGCAAAGUUUGAAGGAGUUUGAUUGGCAUGCUGUAUAUGGGCAAGGAUUCGAUAGCUUGUAUCUUUUGGAUUAACUUCGACUUCUACUACAAGCAGGUACAAUAGUUCAUAUCUUUUAGAUUAACAACUUCUACCUAUAACUAUAAUAAAGGUAAAGUUUUUUUAUGUGGUGAUCAUUUUACAAUGACUUCCUUCUUUCGGACACAGUCGCAGCCCACAACACUUCAAUGAUUUGCACAGAGCAUGAUCGUAGCGCUUUUGUUCGUGAUCUUGUUAUUGUUUUCUUCACAAGAACAACUUGAUUACUUCAUUGUGUAAACUAGUGACCCAAUGCCGUAUGCAUUGAGCAUCGGUCGCCAAAAACCUUCACCGUUUGAGUAAAAAAGCAGGACUAUGUUUUCAAAGAUGAAAGUGCAGAUCAUGGUUGUAGUUUCAUGGAACGAAAGCAUUGAUACAGAAAAAUAUUGACCACGACGAUGUUCGAGGGACUUGCUUCUCCAUCUCUCAUUCUUGAAGCAUUCUA